Molecule: messenger RNA, 4177 nt
Organism: Thrips palmi
Lineage: Eukaryota; Metazoa; Arthropoda; Insecta; Thysanoptera; Thripidae
Product: serine/arginine repetitive matrix protein 1-like
Exons: 4
Coding region: 138-2180 (680 amino acids)
Source: RefSeq, a predicted model, not a curated record
GUCCCGUCUCGAAACAUCGGUUCUGUACCGGCUACCGGCCAUACAUUUCCGGUAUAGCAUUCCUUCGUUCAGCACAGACCUACAAGUUUGUUCCAUUUGAGUCCUUGAGCAGAUAAAGUGUUUCGGCGACAUAAAAGAUGAGUGUCCCAUUAGAAGAACUGAGAGCGAGGCGCCUCGCUGACAUAGAGGAACGUGAGAAGAGGGAGCGGGAGGAACGACGUGAGCGACGUGAGCGUGAGCAGCGUGAGCAUCGUGAGCGUCAGGAACGAGAGGAACGUGAGCGUCGUGAGCGUGAGGAGCGUGAGGAACAUGAGAAGAGGGGGGAUGAACUAUGUGAUGCCUUCCAAAAUGAAGCUUUGAAUGAAGAUUCCAGUUGUGCACCAGACGGAUUGCAGCAAAGCCCUGAUGGUUUGGAGCAGCAGCUUGGACCUGGAGUGCCUGCUGCAGUGCCUGCUGCAGUGCCUGCUGCAGUGCCUACUGCAGUGCCUACUGCAGUGCCUGCUGCAGUGCCUGCUGCAGUGCAUACUGAGUCUACUGGUGGUUUGGAGCUGGUGCCAGUAGUGCGCAGGGCUGGCACUCAGUUUGACAUGGGCCACGCUAUCAGCUCACUCUUGUCCCAAGUUGGACAGCCCUCCAAUGGUAGGAAUAGUGCGCCAACAAUUAUUAUUUGCUUCAAUAACCAACCUGGUGUGGUUCAACAUCCUGGCAUGAUGCGAAGCGAGGCAACAAGACUGACACGGAGUCCCAGUCCUGAUGUAGUAAUUGUGGAGCCGCCUCAAGAUUCUAGAAGUGGUUCUUCAGCUGCAAUGUCUGCUCCACCUAAUCAACCCGACUCAUGGGAACCAACUCCAAGGUUCAGGAGUCCCAGUCCUGAUCUCUCAGUUGGUAGGGCAAGGAGCCCAAGUCCCUAUUCGGAAAGGAGAAGUGCCACACCUGAUUGCGUUGUAAGCAGGAGAAGAAGCCCAAGUCCAGAUCUCUUCGUUCCUAGGAGAAGACUGAGAAGUCCAAGUCCAGCUGCUACAAGGACAAGAGAAAGUGCAUCUGCAGCUGCAACCAGUAGCUCCAGAAGCCAUUCUUCCGGAAUGCCAUGGGAUCGUAGUCCUGACCGAGACUCUUCUAGGAGGAGGGGGAGAAGUCCAAGUCCAGCGGCUACAAGGUCUGGAGAAAAUUCAUCUGCGGCUGCGACCAGUAGCUCCAGAGGCCAUUCUUCCAGACUGCCAUGGGAUCUUAGUCCUGACCGAGACUCUUCUAGGAGGAGGGGGAGAAGUCCAAGUCCAGCGGCUACAAGGUCUGGAGAAAAUUCAUCUGCGGCUGCGACCAGCUCCAGAGGCCAUUCUUCCAGACUGCCAUGGGAUCUUAGUCCUGACCGGGACUCUUCUAGGAGGAGGGGGAGAAGUCCAAGUCCAGCGGCUACAAGGUCUGGAGAAAAUUCAUCUGCGGCUGCAACCAGUAGCUCCAGAGGCCAUUCUUCCAGACUGCCUUGGGAUCUUAGUCCUGACCGAGACUCUUCAAGGAGGAGGGGGAGAAGUCCAAGUCCAGCAGCUACCAGGUCUGGAGAAAAUUCCUCUGCAGCUGCGACCAGUAGCUCCAGCGGCCAUUCUUCCAGACUGCCUUGGGAUCUUGGUCCUGACCGAGACUCUUCAUGGAGGAGGGGGAGAAGUCGAAGUCCAGCUGCUACAAGGACUAGAGACAGUUCAUCUGCAGCUGUCUCCACCAGUGGUAGUGGCCAUCAAUCUAGGCAGUCAUUAGAUCGCAGUCCUGAUCCCACAUCUUCAAGUCCUCAGAGAACAAAUUCAAGGACCAGCCAUGAUUUCUCCUUCUUGAGGCCCUCUGCAUCACAGAGGGCCUCUGCUUCUGUCUCUGUAUCUGGACGGAGCCUGAGUCCAGACUUCAGACAGCCGUCCACGUCUGGAUCCUCUAGCACAACAAAGCCCCCACCAAAGAAAAGGGGCCGGCCGAGGAAAAACGCAGCAAAAGGGAAAGACCAGGCGAUCUGCUCGGCAUGUGAUGGACAGAAAGAUGGAGCAUACGCAACAGUUCCAUGUGGGCAUGUUUUCCACAAAGACUGCCUUAUUGGUUGGGGUAACUCUCCUCUGCAGAUAUCAAAAGCUUACAAGAAUUGUCCAAACUGCAAGGCACUAUAUGAUCCAGAAGAACAAGUGAAGCCCCUGUUCCUCUGAAUUACUGUACCAUCACACUUUGCUCUGUUUGUAUUUCCUUCAAUGUUUAUGUUUUUACUUCACAUGCUAGCCAACACUACUCGCUAAUCUUUAAAGUAUUGUUUUUGGAAUAAUUACUGUUUGUUAAAAUGGGCUAUUCUGUUGAGUGCCUGACAUGCAAAUCUUAGACUGUUUCUUCAUAGCUAAUUAAGUGCGCAGCUGUUGGAUGUGCAGUUUAUUCUUCUGCUCUGAUUUUUCUAGUUUCUUUUUAGCCUAUAUUUUGUUAACGAGUACAUAGUUGUUUUCUUUGACUACAUCAUAAUCUGUUGAUAAUGCUCUUUUUGAUCUAGCGACUUGCAUUGUAAGUCUUUAUUGACGUGAUCCAUGAGCUGACUACGACUAGUUAUUUUAAGGGACAUUAUGCCGAGGACUUGACGCAAUCUAAGGUUUUCUCCGGAUAGCUGAUCAAGUGCUCAGCUGUUGGAUGUAGGCUUUCAUUCAACUUAGAUUUUCCUGUUUUAGCUACUAUUGUGAUCAUGACUAGUUAUCAUUACAUUUUGAUUACUUUAGAAUUGUUUCAUAAUUCUCUUUUUCUUGCAACUUGCAUUGUAACUCUGAUUUUCCUGAUCCAUGUGUUGGUUACGAUUCUUUGUUGUAAAGGCUAUUCUGACGAGGACCUGACAUGCAACGUUAGGCUUUUUCUUGAUUAAGUGCUCAGCUGUUAUAUGUGAACUUUUUUUUAUUCUACUUACAUUUUCCAGUUUCUUUUAGCCUAUAUUUUGUUCAUGACUAUCUAGCUAACUAGCUUUACAUUUUGAUUACCUCAGAAUUGUUUCAUAAUCCUCUUGUUGUUCUUGCGACUUGCAUUAUAACUCUGAUUUUCCUGAUCCAUGUGCUGGUUACGAUUCUUUGUUGUAAAGGAUAUACUGACGAGGACCUGACAUACAAUGCGAGGUUUUUUGUGGAUUAAGUGCUGAGCUGUUGGAUGUGGCCUUUUUUUAUUUUACUUACAUUUUCCAGUUUCUUUUAGCCUAUAUUUUGUUCAUGACUAGUUAUCUUUACAUUUUGAUUACCUCAGAAUUGUUUCAUAAUUCUCUUGUUGUUCUUGCGACUUGCAUUAUAACUCUGAUUUUCCUGAUCCAUGUGCUGGUUACGAUUCUUUGUUGUAAAGGAUAUUCUGACGAGGACCUGACAUACAAUGCGAGGUUUUUUGUGGAUUAAGUGCUGAGCUGUUGGAUGUGGCCUUUUUUUAUUUUACUUACAUUUUCCAGUUUCUUUUAGCCUAUAUUUUGUUCAUGACUAGUUAUCUUUACAUUUUGAUUACCUCAGAAUUGUUUCAUAAUUCUCUUGUUGUUCUUGCGACUUGCAUUAUAACUCUGAUUUUCCUGAACCAUGUGCUGGUUACGAUUCUUUGUUGUAAAGGAUAUUCUGACGAGGACCUGACAUACAAUGCGAGGUUUUUUGUGGAUUAAGUGCUGAGCUGUUGGAUGUGGCCUUUUUUUAUUUUACUUACAUUUUCCAGUUUCUUUUAGCCUAUAUUUUGUUCAUGACUAGUUAUCUUUACAUUUUGAUUACCUCAGAAUUGUUUCAUAAUUCUCUUGUUGUUCUUGCGACUUGCAUUAUAACUCUGAUUUUCCUGAUCCAUGUGCUGCUCACGAUUCUUUGUUGUAAAGGACAUUCUGACGAGAACCUGACAUACAAUGUGAGGUUUUUUGUGGAUUAAGUGGUGAGCUGUUGGAUGUGGCCUUUUUUUAUUCUGCUUAGAUUUUCCAGUUUCUUUUUAGCGUAUAUUUUGUUCAUGACUAGUUAUCUUUACAUUUUGAUUACAUCAGAGCUAUUUGAUGAUUCCCUUAUUGUACUUGCAAGUUGUAUGUUAAGUUUGGGUUGAGUUCUUGUAAAUUUUUUUAUUAUUUUAUUUAGUUUGAAUUAAGUUGUCCUGCAGAUGUUGAGCUUUAGGUGUGCAAGUUCUGCCAAGAAUAUUUGCUUUGAAUGUCUCGUUUAGUAUUGUGUGACUUAUA